Molecule: messenger RNA, 2137 nt
Organism: Hibiscus syriacus
Lineage: Eukaryota; Viridiplantae; Streptophyta; Magnoliopsida; Malvales; Malvaceae
Product: RNA-binding protein 24-like
Exons: 9
Coding region: 409-1566 (385 amino acids)
Molecular function (GO): RNA binding
Source: RefSeq, a predicted model, not a curated record
AUUAAUCAUCCUUCUUUCCUUUUUCUCUCGCUCGGUUCUGUUAUAGCUUGGCAUAGGUAGGUGUAUAAUAUAUAUUUAUAUGUAAAGUUUAUUUUUUUUUUAAAAAAAAAUCAGCUUUCUCAACAGUAAUGAUUUUCUCGUUAGGGGUAUCGUUGCUGAGGAAUCUGAGGCGUUUUGGUUGUGAAAAAGUGGCAGUUAUCAUUAUUAUAGCAUUAGAAAAACAACAACAGCUAGAAGAAGAAGAAGAAGGUCAUCACCAAAAGAACAAAAAGAGGAUACACGCUAUUGCUGCUGCACGAGUGCUUGAGUAAGAAGGGCAGAGACAAACAAGCCUUGGCCUUUGAUUGAUUUGAUCACCUAUCUUUUUCCCCGUUUUAUUUGGAAGUCUGUGUCUGUAUAUUUUCUUCUAUGUCUCAACCAAGACAAUUCCAUAUGGUGGGCGGUAACAAUCCAGGGCAGUUCAAUGACACAACUUUUACGAAAAUCUUUGUUGGUGGGUUGGCUUGGGAAACUCAAAGAGAUACCAUGAGGCGUUAUUUUGAGCAAUUUGGAGAGAUUCUUGAGGCUGUUGUGAUCACAGAUAAUAAUACUGGGAGAUCCAAGGGCUAUGGCUUUGUUACGUUUAAGGAUCCAGAGGCAGCCAUGAGAGCAUGUCAAAACCCUUCACCUGUCAUCGAUGGAAGGCGAACCAACUGCAAUCUUGCUGCAUUGGGUGCUCAAAAGACUCGUCCACCAAUUUCUCAACAUGGGGCAGGACGGUUUAGACCAUCACAUGGUCCUGGAUUGACGGCACCACCUGGCUACCAUGUUUCCUCCUCAAAUUAUAUCCAACAUCAACCUACUGGUCAAUAUUCAAUUCCAUACUCUGCUCAUGGGUAUACUGGAUAUUCACAAGAAGGCAUUUAUCCUCUGAACUAUUAUAACCUCUAUGGAGGUCAACAGUUUUCACCUUACUACGCUGCCGGGGCAUCGGUGACACCGGGGAUGUUUCAUAAUUUGUACCCACUUUAUGCUCAGUAUGCACAAAGUAAUCAAGCUCAUGGUUUUGGAGCUCAAUACCCGCAAAUCGUACAAUAUCCAUAUUUGCCUCAGCAGUAUAGCUCAACUGGUAUGCUAUCUCUUCCAUCUUCAACGUCCAUGGCAGCAACUACUACAGCAGGUAUUGCAGCAACAAUUGCAGAAACCGCAGCAUAUUUGCCUCAGCAGUAUAGCUCAACUGGUAUGUUAUCUGUUCCAUCUUCAACGUCCAUGGCAGCAACUACUACAGCAGGUAUUGCAGCAACAAUUGCAGAAACCGCAGCAUAUUUGCCUCAGCAGUAUAGCUCAACUGGUAUGUUAUCUGUUCCAUCUUCAACGUCCAUGGCAGCAACUACUACAGGUAUUGCAGCAACAAUUGCAGAAACCGCAGCAUAUUUGCCUCAGCAGUAUAGCUCAACUGCAGGUAUUGCAGCAACAAUUGCAGAAACCACAGCAGUAACAACGACAACACCUACAACAACAACAGCAACAACUGGGGUAGUGGCAGCAGUACCAGGUCCAUCACAAGCUCCCGAGACACCAACCUAAAAGAAACCACCGUGUUAGUUUGCGAUAGAUUUUUGUUGUGUCUUUUACGAGGGAAUUGAUAUCUUUCGAAAGGAACAUAAGCAAAGAGGAAACAUUUGUUGAUCAACUAGCAUAACAAGGAAUGGAACUCAGGUAAAUUCCAGACGGGAUUGUUCAAUCAAGGAACAGGCGUUUCAUACAUAAACCUAGUUCUACUAACCGUCUAGGAUUCAUUCUUCGUUCAAGUUCGGUAGGAUUGUUCUAUUACCAUCAUCAUCAUCUUCAGACAUCAACUCAUCACACACGUUUGGUCUUACGAGGAUAGGGAGUCGUUUAAUUACAUUGUUUAGGUUAGGGAGAACAAAAUCAUAUUAUUCAUGUAUUUGCAUGAGGUGGAAACCAAGUAUUGGCUUUGGAUUCCACCUUAGACGCUAAUUACUAGAUGAUUCUGUCUCGGUUGCAGAGAGCAUCCGAUGUUCAUAUUCGUAGCAAAGUGGUUCAAAAGAUUGAAUUUUGUAUCUUUGAACCCCAAGUUGAUUUAUUGGUCAAAGACAAAAGGGCGAGCUCGGAUAGCUCACCUAUUAACGUGUAA